This is a messenger RNA of Coregonus clupeaformis (lake whitefish), 4079 nucleotides long. It is a transcript of the gene bmb, whose product is annotated as brambleberry. The record is from RefSeq and is a predicted model, not a curated record. Bases 108 to 1991 code for a protein of 627 amino acids. The transcript has 13 exons. NCBI's taxonomy places the organism in Eukaryota, Metazoa, Chordata, Actinopteri, Salmoniformes, Salmonidae.
UCAGCUGGGUUUGGCUCAUUACAAUCAACGAAGGAUUGUACCAGCAAAACUCCGACGAAACAACAGUGGUACAAAGAUAUUUUGAGCCUACUUUCUCCAGCACUCAGAUGGCUCAGCCGGUGAUGACCAGUCAGCUUGGCCUUAUACUGCUGGUCUGUGUGCUGGCCUCCCGGUGUGGUCCCGUGAACGGUUUCUUUGACUGGUUGAAGCCGACGCAGCCAGGGGCUCCAGCCCUCGCCCCUUCACUGGUCCCUGGACUACCCGGGGGAGAUGCCCAGCCGUUCGAGAUGACCAUAGCCGAUGAAAAGUUCCUAGCAGAGGCAAAAAAUAUGGAGCUCAGCCCGUUGGACAGCUGUCAUUACCGGGUGGUUGCCCAGCUGAAGUCGACCUGCGCUAGCCUAUCAGAGGAGCAGCUGGCCAAACUGGGCGUUGUCCUGUUCAACUGCCAGGCAGAGGUGGAGGGGCGUAGGACGUACCCCUGCACUGAGGACAUGUCCCUAAAGCAGUGCACAGCAGACAUGGACUCGGACACGUGGAAUGCUUACCACAUAGUGAGCAACCGGGCACGCUCCGUGUGUUACGCCACCCGUCAGCAGCACUUCCGCCGCCAGUCCGAGCUCACCGUCAACGCGCUAAUCUCUACGGCAACCAGCCAACUGGACGCCAUGAAGGACCUGAAGGAAGGUCAGCUGGAGCUGAAGGAGCUGACUUCGGCGUCCCUGGAGAGGCUGCUGGAGGGUCACAGUGCCCUGGAGGCCCAGCAGGGGGCACUGUGGGUGGGCCAGGAGCAGCUGGAGACAUCUCUCUCCUCUAACCUGGAGCGUCUGGGCCAGGAGAAGGCCCUCAUUGCCUCCGGACAGGAACUGGUGGCCCAGCUCAUCCACGGAAUCACACACAGGAUGGAGAACGUCAGUGAGCAGCUAAAGGAUCAAGGGUCAGAGGUGCAGGAGGGUCACAAGGCCAUUCUGGAUGACCUCGCUGAGGUCAGUGGGCGCACAAAGGACAUCUAUAGCAAAAUAGACCACAGUGUGUCAGGGUUCCUGCAGUAUCAGAAACUGACAGCUCAGUACUAUGUGGAUCUCAUGGGAAAACUGGAACGCAUGAAUGGAACCCUGGGAACCAUGCUGCAUUACCUUGACAACAUGCAGCGUCGUCUAGAGGAGAGGCUUCAUGUUAUCCAGGGUUACCUGGGCUUGGCAGGUCUGAGCCUGGCUGCAGUGUGGACGUGUGUGGUGCAUGCUGGGUACUUCCUGCUGUGUGCGGUGGUACUGACGUUCCUGCACUGUCCGUCCUUCUCCCGAGCCAUGCUGCUCUUCACAGUCCCGCUCAACGCUGUGGCCGAGGUCAACCAACAGCCUGCCCUGGACCUCGCCAGUCUGAGCAUGCUGCUGCUCACACUCUCACUCGGCUACUGGUUGGCGAUGCAGGUGUUGUGGGCGUGUUCUCAGAUGAGAGGAAAGAAGGUCCCCAGUCUGCUCCCCCCUCAGAAGACCCUGGAACCAGAAAGCCACCACGUCCCCCACUACCACCACCCCCACUCCUGCGGCCCGUCCUCCUCCACCCCCCAGAGAGAUGAGCUGGAUGGUCUCAUGGAGCCAGGAGACCUGCUGGAUCAGGACAGCUUCAUGACUGGUGACCCCUGCAUAGCAGCACUGUCUCCCUCCCAUGCCCACUAUAUUGCAGAGGCCAAGUUUGUGCCUGUUAUGGCCUCACCGACCCACUCUACUCCCAGGUUCAAGUGCCGGCCUAGUCUCUCUGCGGCUGUCCUGGAAGGUCUGCCCCAAAGGAACCUGGGAGGAAUGAUGGAUGCAUUGAGCAAAUCACAGAGCGCCAGUCCCAACCAAUCCCUGGCCAGCAACAGCUCUGUGUCUGGUCGUCAGCUGUGUAAUGGCACUACCAGGAUGGGACAGCAGUGUAAGAAGAGGGCGGUGCUGGGACAGGAGUACUGCCACGUCCACGAGAGUGGCUAUACCUCCUACAACCGCCUCUGAACACCCUUUCUGCGUCACAAAUGGCACUGUAUUCAUUAUAUAGUGCACUACUUUUGACCAGGGUCAUAGGGCUUUAGUCAAAAGUAGUGCAUUAUGUAGGGAAUAGCCUACCAUUUGAAUGCACACCCUGCUACCCCCUCCCCUUCCUCCAUCCACCAGGAGCAAGUUCAGUAGGAGAAAACGUUUUGAAAUGAGAAGGUACUACCUGAAAUCGUACCAAUAAGAACAGAUUUCAGUUUUCCGUUGCAAAACGUUUUGCUACAGUGUGCCCAACUGAACACGACCCUAAACACCCCUGUCAUGUGGUCAUCCUCCCAGAACGAGCAGGAAGUACUUGGGCUAUUCUCCUAUUUUAUUUUAACAAAUGAGUUUUUUAUCAGGCUGUUACCAUGGUUUCUCUGUUACUGUCAGGGUCUAUCUGUACUGUCUAAAGCAAUGACCAGUUGACAUGUGUAACUUUUUUUUAAAUGUCUGUGUGGAUGAAAGCACGUGCCUGUUACAUCCUGUAGUAGGAUACUCCCUGGCUGCAAAUGUGAAAGUAAUGUGAUAAAGCUGAUGUUACUGAAUUCUACGAGGGAUUAUGGAGGCAGGAUUGUUUGCUUUUAUCAUGACUUUGGGACCCUGUGUGUACAUGAUACCGACCAGUCUCUCUUGUUUAGGGUGUGGAGAUUUGUUGUAAUUUGCAUCUGAGUUAUGAAGAGGACAAAGGAGGUGAAUUUUAACUUUCACUUAAGCUGAAUUGUCCCUGAGUCAUGUAUUGGUGUCAUUGAGACUCAGUGAAAUUUGCCUUCAAUAGAAGUUAAGAUUUGCCCAUAAAGCACUAAAUUGCACUCAUAAGUUACUGACUUGACUAACGUUUGGGAAUAUUAUUUGUGCUUUUUGGAUCUUAACUGUAUUUGUCACUAUUUUUGAAGCUGUCUAAGGCAAAUGUUUUUGUAUGAAGGGUAUAUCUAUUGUUUUGGAUUUUAUUUUUGUAUUAAUAAAUUAUUUCAGUAAUGCAGUUAGUGUAAACAUUUGUGUGAAGGACAUAUUUCAAAGUUAAUUGAUCGUGCACACCGAUCCGCAGGUGCAGUGAAAUGCUUGUUACUAGCUCCAACAGUGCAGUAGAAUGUCUCUCAAAUAAUCAAAUCAAGAAAUGACAGCAAGUCCAAUUAACAAUCCUGAGUACAUAUAUUUGAGUGAGCAUGUCAGAAUCCAGAAUGUAUUUCCCAUUUAUUCUAUUCUGGGCAUCUAGAUGAAGUAUGACACUAAAAUGGGCACACUGGAAACCACAUUUGAUAUCUUAAUGGAAAUAAUGCCAAGGUGACAGUUCAAUGAUCAGCUUUGACUAUAUUAGGAGACUAGGGGGGUGGUUUCCUGGACACCGAUUUAAGCCUAGUCCUGGACUUAAAAGCACUUUCAAUGGAGAUUCUUUGAGUUUGCCUUUCAGAUUAAGCCCUGGACUGUCUGGGAGACCAGCCCUAGAAUCCAUUCUCCACCAGUGUUUGGGAAACUGACACUAGAAUCAAUGUUAUUUGGCAUUCUCCACCAGCAAAGGAAUGUGUGUUAGCCUGUACCAGUCUGUAUGUGCUAACAUUCCACUCCUUGUACUUCUAUGUCAUAUGCCAAACAUUUGGCAUGAUAUGGAGUGGCUGAUGGCUCACAGAUCUAGGACCAGGCUAAAUAUGAGUUUCUGCUCUUUAUCAAACAACUUGAGUUGCUGAGCCAGCUAGACUGGCUUGUCAACUAAUGGUUAGUUAGUACCUAUGAGCACACUGUUUAGCCUAGCCUCGUGGAACCAGACUGAUAUCUGUGUUUAUUCUUUUUUUUCACGUGAAAUAUAAUAGUGAAUGUAGCGUUCAGGCUGGAUCCACCAAGCUACCUUAAGCUGCAUGUUAUUCACAAUAUACCAUGGGCUGUCAAUGCAUAGUUAAAUAUAAAUCACAGUUCAUCAGAAGUAGAUAUUAAUUGUACAUUUGAUGCGUCUCCAUAACCUGGGGUGUUUUGAUUAGUGCACAUAGUAGCAAACCAGUUCGCAAAUGGACAAAUUCAGGGGGGUAUUCACUAGAAACCAAACAGAAGCAAAUGAAACUGAGGGACCAACCUGAA